GGUGCAUUCGUUUAUGCAGUGACUGCCGCAGAAUGUCGCAGAUGUCGUUCGUUUACUCCGCCUGUACAACCGACUGCAGCGCAGUUUGUUGUUCGUUUAAGCAUAGCUGCAGCCUAUCUGCGCAGCCAUCUCGGAGGUCCUGCUCUGGAUGCUCUGCUCGCAGUACUGCGUAAACGAAUGUGAAAAGUAUCCAUCAUUAAGCCGGUUGAGCGUUACUUGAAAAAUUAAUUCAACAUGAGUUAUGUUAUAAAAGUUCAGAAUAAAGAAGGUGGAGAAAAACUCCUCCAAGUAGAUCCCACAAAAGUAAAAGUAAUGCAAGUCGUUCCUGGCUAUAAAGCUACUUCAUCUCCAGUUAAUUUGGAAAGAUCUGAGAAAUCAUUAAAUAACAUUUCAAUCCUGCCAUCAUCACUUCCUGAAAAUGUUAUACGCACACAACCUUCAACUUCUCCGAUGCUUGUAAUGUCAGAACCAACAACUUCAACAAUACAAGGUAUCAACAAUCCUCAAGCUUUCAAUUUGAUUGAUUUGAAUUCAAUAACAACUUCUGGACUUUCACUUGCUACUGUUCCAUCUUCACUUCCAAACUUAAAUUUUAUAGAUAAAAAAGAUGCCACUAAAGAGAGUUGGACAGACGCAGAAAUACAACUUUUACUUGAACAACGUCUUAGUAUGAAUGACAAGUUUGAAAACCCAAAUAGCCGAAAGACACCAUAUUGGAAUUUAAUUGUUCAAGUUUUUGAAGAAAAAGGUUACAAAGUAACAAAAGAUGAUCUGGUCAACAAGUGGAAAAAUCUCCAAGUUACUUACAAUCGGAAUGUAAGUAAAUUGAAACGAACAGGCGAAAGUGCCAUCACUUGGAAAUAUUUCCAUCAAAUGCAUGAAGUUUUUGCGGAGAAAAAGAGUGUAAAUCCUCCGAAGGAAUCCCUGGGUUCAACUUUUAAACCAGAAACACUUACCUUGAAGGAUGACUCAGCUGGCACAUAUCAAGAAGAGACUCAGGUAGAUAUCCAAGAAAAUAUUUUACCAACAAAAAAAAGAAGGACAUUAAAGAAAGAGAAAAUCCAAUUUCAAGAAGAAAUAUUACGACUUGUCGAGGAAAAGAAAUCACAAUCGUUACAAUUGAAGAAAGAAAUUUGGGAAGAUAAAAAAAAAAUUGCAACAGACAAAAUUGAAGCGAUAAACAAUCUUGUUACUGUCCUGAAAGAUUUACAACAAAAUCGCACUACAUAAAUAUAAAUGCCAUAAACAUCUUAAAAACUUUCAUAAUAUUUUACAUGCCAAAGACGUUGAUAUUAAAAACUUAAAUAUGUUGAUUUGUUACGUGCGUCGUUACUUUUUUUUUAUUACUUUUCUUUCACUUUAGAAAAGUUUCGUGAUCAAUAUCCUGAUCUCACAGAUAAAGUUUUCGUUUUUUUUGUUCUUAGACAUCUUAGAUAUCUUUUAUGCGGGGUCGACAACAGCAGUCUUAAAGUCGUACGUCAUAGAAAUUGACCAAUUACAAUCGAUUAUUCUUCUGAACUUCAACUGUGAUUGAUCAAUUUCUACGACGUACGACUUUAAGACUGCUAUUGUAGACCCCGCAUUAAUGCUUAUAUGUUUCAAAGUUAAGUAUGAUCUCAUUAGAUAAAGUUGGAUUUUUUGUUUGGUCUCAGAUGUCUUACGUUUUAAUAUUUACAUUUUUUGUCAUUAAGUCAAAUAUGAUCUAGAUACAAUUUAUUUUUUUGUUCUUAAAUGUUUCAAUACAAUACUAACGUUUUUUGUAUAUUAUACAAAUGUUAUCCAAAUAACACCACAUUCAAAAUCAUAAAGACGUUUUAUAUGACUUUUGAUAUAAUGUCCAAAAGUUAUCGUAAUGACAUUUUAUGUCCUGAUUUAGGACGUGGUGUUUGAGUAUGUUCUUAUAAUAUUAAGACAUCUUUAUAUUUUAUGUUAAGAGAUUCGUAC
Molecule: messenger RNA, 1944 nt
Organism: Temnothorax curvispinosus
Lineage: Eukaryota; Metazoa; Arthropoda; Insecta; Hymenoptera; Formicidae
Product: trihelix transcription factor GTL2
Exons: 4
Coding region: 235-1230 (331 amino acids)
Source: RefSeq, a predicted model, not a curated record